This is a messenger RNA of Amyelois transitella, 4564 nucleotides long. RefSeq names its product serine/threonine-protein kinase ULK3 (gene Aduk). NCBI's taxonomy places the organism in Eukaryota, Metazoa, Arthropoda, Insecta, Lepidoptera, Pyralidae. Gene Ontology annotation, cellular component: autophagosome; cytoplasm. Gene Ontology annotation, molecular function: protein serine/threonine kinase activity; ATP binding. Bases 101 to 1501 code for a protein of 466 amino acids. The record is from RefSeq and is a predicted model, not a curated record. The transcript is spliced from 13 exons. Gene Ontology annotation, biological process: peptidyl-serine phosphorylation; autophagy; autophagosome organization.
UCUGUCAAAACAUUACUCUAGUAUUAACUCUGAUUAUCUCUUCUAUUCAUGUAAACUUCGUGUGAUUUUUUAUUAAUUUACCCCACAUAGAUGUAUUAUUAUGGCUUUCCCAAAAAUAGACGGGUACAUUGUGACUGAAAGAUUAGGAACGGGGAGCUAUUCGACAGUCUAUAAGGCUUAUACUAAGGUGGGUGCCCGCACUACAGUAGCCAUAAAAUGUAUCGACAAAUCUCGCAUCAAGCACUCGGGCUCGGCCGUGGACAACCUGGUCACAGAGAUCCGGCUGCUCAAGACGCUCACACACCCGCACAUCGUUCAUAUGAAGGAAUUCACGUGGGAUGACAAGAACAUCUACAUCAUUAUGGAGUACUGCUGCGGCGGCGACCUGUCUAAGUACAUACAGCGGUACGGGCGGGUGCCGGAGAAACAGGUGUUGUAUUUCCUGCAACAAUUAGCAUCGGCAUUAAAGUUCCUCAGAGAAAAAGGCGUAGUACAUAUGGAUCUCAAACCACACAAUCUCCUGUUACAUAAAGACUCGGACGGGAAGUACAUAUUGAAAGUUGCAGAUUUUGGGUUCGCCCAGCACAUGUCGGCGGAGUGGUCGCGCGCGGUGCGCGGCUCCCCGCUGUACAUGGCGCCCGAGGUGUUCUCCGGCGGGCACGACGCCAGGGUCGACCUGUGGAGCGUCGGAGUGAUAAUGUACGAGUGUCUGUUCGGGCGGGCGCCGUACAGCUCCGCGACCUUCAAGGAACUCAUUGACAAGAUACAACGAAAGGCGCCAAUCGAGAUACCUAGAUCGGCUUCCAUCUCGGCGGGCUGCCGCGACCUGCUCACCCGGCUGCUGCAGCACGACCCGGACCGCAGGAUCUCGUACGAGGACUUCUUCAACCACGACUACCUGGACCUCGAGCACAUGCCGAGCAGGGAGAACUAUGAGAAGGCGGUGUCGCUGAUAAGGCGCGCCAUCGAGCUGGAGCGCGCGCGGCGGCCGGCGCCCGCGCUGGCGGCGUACGGCGCGGCGCUGCGCCGGCUCGUGCCCGCCGCGCGCGCCCAGCCCGACGCGCUGCGCCGCCACGCGCUCGCCGCCAAGCUGGCCAGGUACAUGGAGCGAGCUGAAGAAUUAAAACAGUUCUUGGAACAGGGCGCGUCUGUAUCGCAGGACGUCGCCAGCGAGCCCAGCAGCUUUGAGCAGAGAGUGGUCCAACCGGGCGGCGCCGCGUGCGGCUCCUGCACUCGUGCGCGCGACGACGCGGACCAGUGCGCCUGCGACAUGCGCACGCGCACGCCGCCCGCCCGCGGCGCGGACGAUAGCGUCGCCGUGGAGGAGCUACCGGCGGCGGCCGCGCGGCGCGACACUCCGCCACGAUCCGCCUUCAGGAGGCUGUUCAGCCGGCAGGCGGUGCCCUACCUCCACGCCGAAGACUCCAGCAUUACACAAGAAUCUUCAGACAAAAAGCUGCCGACCGGCGAAGCGGCCAGUGAGGGAUGCAGGAUCACGUGACUCCAUAAUGAUCGAGCUUCUCUAUAGAAAUAAAUCAAAUAUGUUAUUGGUGAUAAAAGACAAAUUUUCCAGUUUACAUUCAAAAGUGGUCGCAGACCAAUACAAUGCACGGAGUCUGGCAUUCCUAGUCUUUGCGCCGCAUAACUUUAAACCGUGUAAGCAGUUACAGGCUUUAAACACUUCCACCCAAAGCCUACUUCAACUAUCCCCUACUGUCUCUCUCAACACUUACCCCCAAAACCGGGACUCAGUGACUUUUGCCCGGCCCCUCGCGUGCAGCCGAGGAUUGCACCGAGCACUGCCGACUGAGUGCCCCUUUUCGGUUCCAGGGGUAUUUUUGUCGGUACAACGCAGUAAGUGCGCCGCCUUGUUAUCUCCAACCAAUUUGGCUUCCUCCCCGUGGAGGAACCACUCUGAGUCGGAUAUGAAAGUGGAUCAGCGCACUCCACGCCAGAGGAACAAUUCUGGGUCCUCGUCCUCUUCAUCCGAGUUCACCCGGUUGUUCAACGGUCGCCGGAAAGAGGCAAAGAAAAACAGCUAACCCGCCUCCGGCAAAAACCCAAUAAACCCGUCGCUUCUUUCCAGAGCCCCUCCGCCCCUCCAACCCGCCCAAUUUCCGGUUACUAUGGCCCGUGCCUUGCAGAAUUUCGCCUAGUCUCCAUUUGGUGAACCAUUCCGGUAGAGUAUCGGCUGCAAUGGCGGAAAACCCCACAAUUAGCAGAAGAAUUCCGCAACUUCACAAAGGAAUUCCGGAUUCCUCCUCGGAUCGCGACCGCCCUCCAUUUCGACGUAUCCGGUCCGGGAAGUCCACCGGAUGUUUAAGGGGAAGAACCCACGGGUACCAUAUGAUAUGGUGCUCGUCAUCCUAGACCUCUCCCCGGAAGGGAAGAGAAUAUUCCAGAUUAAACAGGUGGCCGGCCUCUCUGGCUGUCGAAAUUACGGCCACUCGACACGAAAUUGUCAUUCACUACCGAGGUGCGUAGCAAUUUUUUUUCCAAAGUUCCCUUAAACAUCCGGUGGACUUGCCGGAGCGCACCCGCGACGCGGCAGGAGAUCCGGCUUGCGUUCUUUGCGGGGCCACCUCUAAUGUGAAUGAGUAACAGGAGAUCUGGCGCUCAUUAAGAAUUUUUGUUAUCGCCUUAAGUAAUUGGCGUUUUCGCCACGACGUCGUCGGUGUACUUCUCACUUAUACUGCAUGUGCGGCCGCCACGGCGCCGAUUCGCAAAGUUGUCGGAGGGGGUCUUAUCCCCGUUACUGUGGCCCUUGUCUUGCCUUUCACCGAGAGCCUCCAUUUGGGGAACCAUUCCGGAAGAGCAUACAGCGGACGCAUGGAUGUACGCGUGCUGGAUUAGCUUAACUCGGUAAUUUAGUUAAAACUAAUGUUGCGUUUGUAUUGCAUUCAGCUGUGCCUUAUUAGUUAUAUACUGAUUGAACGGUUAAGUACAUUCACCCAGCUAGCUUCACACGUUACAUUUUAACGUCAAAAAUAUUUCUUAUUGUAUGUUUUUUCAUAAGAUCUCAUUGCUUCUGUAUAAUGUUAACUAAAAGUCACGCCUUGCCUCCUCAAUGAACAAAAUUUAUAUAAUAUUUUAUUUAAAUUUAAUGAAUUAAAUUUAAAUAAAAUAUUAAUUUAUUUUAUUUAAAAUUUAAUAAAUACUUAUUUGCUCAAGUUUGCUUUCCGUCGUUCUUUUUGCAAUAACAGUAAAUAUUCAAAAACAGUAAAAAAUCAUUCGUACGAAUCUGUAGUGUGGUGGCCCCCGCAACCACCACCAGCGCCCCGGAGCCUCGGUACCCGAGGAUCUGUGUGGACUACUGCCCAACUGGGUAGUCCAUUUCAAAGAGAUCAGCCGCCUGCUGGGACGCUCGCCGGCCGCCGUCACUUCACGCCCAAAGACGGCAACGAGUACAGAGUCGUCCAGAGGUACAUCAACACUCUGGACGUGCAAUGGCACUCUUACUCAUUGCCGUCCGACCGCCCACUGAAAGUGGCCAUCCGCGGAGGACCUCGAGGAGAAGCGCUUCGAGGUGGAGCCCAUCAAGGCUAUCCGGGGCAGGGGAGAUCGCCCCGGAAGCGUCUACUUCACCCUCCUGGCCCGGACCCCGAACUGCCAGGAGGUGUUUACCAUCAAGGAGCUCCUCCACAGGCCGGCUGUGAGGAUCGAGGCAUGAAGGGAAAAACAAGGACCCGCCCAGUGCCACCGGUGCCAGCUGUUCCGACAUUCCUCAGUCAAUUGCCACCGGUCUAUAGUCUGCGUGCGCUGCGGCGGGCCCCACAAGGCCGCCGACUGCGAGCGGCCGCUGGACCAGCCUGCCACCUGCGCCAACUGCAGUGGCCCGCACCCGGCUAACCACUCGUCCUGUUCGGUGCUGCGGCGCGAGGCCAGGAACAGGCGAGCUGGCCCGGUUGCUCGCAGCGGAACCGCCCAGGAACACCACGACCUGGACGUGGACUACCUGCCCAGCUGGGUGGUCCACUUCAAGAAACUCAGCCGCCUGCUGGGGCGCUCGCCGGCCGCCGCCACGCGCGGCAGGGGCGUGCACUUCACGCCCAAGGACGGCAACGAGUACCGCGUGAUAUAGCGAUACAUCGCAACACUGCACGUGCAAUGGCACUCCUACUCGUUGCCGUCCGACCGCCCGCUAAAAGUGGCCAUCCGCGGGCGGCCGCCCAACACGGAGGAGGCCACACUGAAGGAAGAUCUCGAGGAGAAAGGAUUCGAGGUGGAGGCCAUCAUGGCCCCGGAAGGCCCCGGAAGCGUCUUCUUCACCCUCCUGGCCCGGACCCCGAACUGCCACGAGGUAUUCGCAGUCAAGGAGCCCCUCUAUUGGCCGGCGUAGAUUUCCGCCGCGUUAACGUUUUUGUAUCAGGGUAAUAAAAAUAAAAGUUCCAAGUGUACUGAUCUCGUAGGGACUCCUAGUCAACCCCAGAUAUCCGUUUGUAACCAAGGCUUUGUUGUUAUUUUUUAUUACGAUGUUAAUUUUGUUGUAAUCCUUCUCUUUUUAAAUGUAAUUUAAUAUGUACAGGGUCUGUUUUAUGCAUAAUAUAAUUUAAUUAAAGUUCUA